This is a messenger RNA of Nezara viridula (southern green stink bug), 1282 nucleotides long. NCBI's taxonomy places the organism in Eukaryota, Metazoa, Arthropoda, Insecta, Hemiptera, Pentatomidae. The record is from the annotation of a GenBank genome assembly.
AUACCUACAAUGGCCUUGGGAAAAGGAAAAAAUUACAGAAAUCUGGCAGUGGCCAAUUGUAUUCUGGUUAAAUAUCUUUGGAUGGUGGGCUGAGGAGGCACCAAGUGCUUUCUGGAGGAAGUGGCUAUCAAGGCUUCGUGUAAUAUGUUUUCUCAAUGCUUCGGCCUGCUUUUGGAGUAUGAUUAUUGCUAUCAUUGUCAAGUUUUCUCAAGGAGAUAUAAUGGUAAAUCUAUUCUCAGUCUUUGGAGCUGGUCCGGGAGUAGUUGGCACGUUCAAAAUUGUUCAGUGUAUCCGUUACAGAAAACCAUUAAAGAAAGCCAUGGACCUUCUGGAUGUCAUGAUGAGUGAAGUAGAUGAACUGGUAAUGGAACCAAUCGUUCGCAAAGGGAUGGAAAGGUGUUGGAUAGCUUUUGUUCUCUGCCUCUUUUUUGGUUCUUGCAUCAGCAUACAUUGGCUGAGUCGUCCUUUACUUAUACUAUUGUUCUAUGGAGAAAGAACACGUAUUAUUGACACCUGGCCUGUUUUUAAUGAUAAUUGGUUCCAGUGGUCCUUAACUUUUGUGUUUCAGGCAUCCAAUGUCUGCUUUUGUGGUCACACAUUCUACAUUUUUGAUAAUGUUUAUUUUUGUAUAUCUGAGUCCCUGUUAUGUCAGCUGAAAGUUCUCAAAUACCGUCUCACUCACCUGAAGCUAGACGGUAGUGUUGGCUCAAAUGCAGCAUUAGAGAUAUGUAUCAAACAACACACUCAAGUUCUAAAGGUAUGUGAUUUGCUCAAGUUUUCAUCAGAGGGAGUAAUCAUGUUCCAGUGCAUAAACACUGUCAUUAUGCUAUGCACUGGUAUUUUUAUCUUAACAUUGGUGGAGCACAUUAACUUCAAUGUUUUACUAAAUUUAGGAGAGAUUACUUUAGUUAUUAUUAUAAUUUUAUUUUUCUAUUGUUGGUACAGCAAUGAAAUAGCUUUUCAGUGCUCUGAAUUGGCUACUUAUGCAUACAUGAUGGACUGGACAGAAGGUACAUCAGAUCAAAAGAAGAAGCUCCUCAAUAUGAUGACGAUGCCAAUGCAACCAGUCAUAUUUGGUGGAAUAGUGGAAAUGAAUUUGAACACCUUCAUAAAUGUUUUGAAGACAGCAUUUUCAUACUACAACUUUCUGGUUGCUGCUAAUGCAGGAGGUGAUCAUGGAAAAUAAACACAUUUAUACUAAAUUAUUAGUUCUCGCUUUAGUACAAUCUUUUUGUUGAAUUCUCAUUGUAGCAUUAUAAUAAAUCUAUCAAUUUUAAAUGAU